GGACCCCAACUAUGAUUCUAUAUACGCUACACAGUACCACUUGCAUGUGCCCACUUUGAGAGAUGAUGCCUCCGAGUACAUAUUCUUCAUGAGCUUGAUACCCAUGUUGCUUGUCGGCACUAACAAAUCAGCAGAUCAGAUUCAUACAAACCCAAUUCUCAAAUAUAUACAAUCACAAACUUUUCCACCCUUUUCAGGAUAUCGUAGACUCAAGAGUUCUGUCGGUAGCUAGGGACCCAAUUGCACAAUUGUUUCCAUGGCUCUUCACUUUAAAAGAAAUCUCAUCUGGGAAUUACCUUUUUAUCACAUGCCAAAUGAAUGAUGGUGUUUACCCCUUUGGACUGCAAGUUGCAACAAUACAAUUUCUCCAAUGGAAACAUCCUGGCUUCAUGUUCAGUGGAUGUAAUCUUUCCAAAUACCUCCAUUCUGCAGUCCCUAUCAGUAAAGGUGUCAAAGGCUUGAAUAACCAGGAAGAAUAGUUUUGUGGGGGCCUGCGGCAUCAUGGAGUCUGGGUCUAAGCCCCUUGCCUUCUCAUGGACAAUUUGCUUGCUUGGAGUGUUCAUGCUAUGGACUGGCAAAAAGACUUUUGCUAGAACAGCGCAAGAUGGGCUACUAUCCAAUGGAGAUUUUGAGGCCUCCCCUGAGCUCAGUUUUCUCAAUGGAACAGUCAUAGUAGGUGAGACUGCAUUACCAAGCUGGAAGGUCCAAGGCACCGUUGAAUACAUAAGAUCGGGACAAGCCCAAGGUCCCAUGGUGCUGGUCGUUCCCCAGGGAAAACAUGCUGCAAGACUUGGAAAUAAUGCUGAGAUCAGUCAAGGGAUCGAGCUGGAUAGAGGAUCAAUUUAUUCUCUUACCUUCAGUGCUGCUCGAACCUGUGGACAGCUGGAGACCUUGAAUAUAUCGGUCUCACCUGCAGCAGCAGCAAGCAUAGAUCUGCAGACUCUGUACAACAGUGAAGGAUGGGAUGCUUAUGCAUGGGGAUUCAUAGCGAUUACAGAUAGAUCUGAGCUUAGUUUUCUCAAUCCUGAAUUGGAGCAGGACUCAACGUGUGGUCCUUUGAUUGACAAUGUGGCCAUCAAGAAGAUUUCUUUGCCAGAUCAGUCAGAUGACAACUUGGUGAUAAAUGGAGAUUUCGAAGAGGGCCCUUUCAUGUUCCCAAACUCUUCUGUGGGAGUCCUCUUACCUCCCAACCUUGACUAUGAAACAUCUCCAUUACCUGGUUGGAUUGUAGAAUCAAGCAAGGCUGUGAGAUACAUAGAUUCUAAUCAUUUCUCUGUUCCAGAAGGCAAGAGGGCCAUACAGUUGCUCUCAGGCAAUCAAGGCUCCAUUUCACAGAUCAUAAAAACAGCCACAAGCAAAACAUAUCGUCUCAUAUUUUCGUUAGGAGAUGCAGGGGAUGAAUGCCACCCACCCCUUGCAGUGGUGGCCUUCGCAGGGGAUCAAUCACAGGUUGCCAAUUACAGCUCUGUCAUGAGUGACCCCUUUCACGUCUUCAAUCUUAGUUUCAUGGCGAAUUCUGAGAACACCAAGAUUUCCUUCCACAGUCUGUAUUACAACACAAAAGAUAACAGUUCCCUUUGUGGCCCAGUUAUUGAUCAAAUUAAAGUCACCGAUUUAGCAGAACUAAGCCGGGGAUAUGUAUUUCAAUUUCCUUUGAGAUUGGCGUAUGGUGCCAAUCUGCUAGUUUUAGCGUUUCUACAAUUCUUUCUUUAGCUAUAUGUAUACUACUCAACCCAGUCUCAUGCAUAUGACUGGUAAAAAUCUCUUAGAUUGUAUUAGCUAGGAUGAAUCUAAUAAUUCAAAUAUUUAUCAGUAGAAAGAAAAGAACAAUAUAUUGAAAUGACAGCCUCCAAAAAGGCUGCUGUAAACUGUGUAUUCUUGAAAUAAUUUAGAACUCUUAAGGAUUUCAAAAUUAUAUGAAACCAUAUCAAAAAUUUGGCAAAAGAUUGCUUCUA
Molecule: messenger RNA, 1955 nt
Organism: Cryptomeria japonica (Japanese cedar)
Lineage: Eukaryota; Viridiplantae; Streptophyta; Pinopsida; Cupressales; Cupressaceae
Product: protein DUF642 L-GALACTONO-1,4-LACTONE-RESPONSIVE GENE 2
Exons: 4
Coding region: 502-1713 (403 amino acids)
Cellular component (GO): plasma membrane
Source: RefSeq, a predicted model, not a curated record